Molecule: messenger RNA, 5765 nt
Organism: Synchiropus splendidus (mandarinfish)
Lineage: Eukaryota; Metazoa; Chordata; Actinopteri; Syngnathiformes; Callionymidae
Product: RING finger protein 145-like
Exons: 12
Coding region: 1171-3285 (704 amino acids)
Cellular component (GO): endoplasmic reticulum; endomembrane system
Molecular function (GO): ubiquitin protein ligase activity; zinc ion binding
Source: RefSeq, a predicted model, not a curated record
UUAGAAAGGGAGGGGUGUCGCUCUGACGCCGCUCAUUCGAAAUACCUGUGCUUCCAUUCGGGCCGAGGUUAUUUAGGCAGGUCGCUUGAACAAAGUUAGUUGGUCCUAAAUUGUCAUUUUUCACACCGAAGAUUUGAACUUUCUUGCUGCUAACGAUGCUAACCCACUAGCCUCCGGUGGUGUCUCUCCGCCGGCUCAUCAUCACCGCAGCUAGACCUUUUUCACUGCAAAACGGCGUCAUGUGAUGACACUUGGCCAUCGAGCGUGUUUACGGAGGUCACCCCACUUGCGCCGUUAAGCCGACAUACUUAGCAGAAGUGUCGCAGUUAAGGUUUUUUUCCUCCUCCUCCGCCGAGACAGCGGGGUUACUAGAGUUCAUGGCGUACAAUCGAUGCAGCGCUCAUCGGUCCGUCAGCAGCGGACUGUCAUUGUUGAACUUGCUUCAGCUUCGCUCUGAGCACAUUUAGAUGAUGCGCUGUCAUCGCCGAUCGCCGCUAAUGGAUUUUACGUGAUAAAAAUACCGUAGACGACUUUGUUAUGUAAGCUCGGAUUCUGGCAGGAGAUGCACUGUCCGGUGUUGAAUCUACUAUUAUGUAAGGUAUCGGCUUGGAGUCCAGCAGGAAGCUGCUCCUCAUCACUCUGCAAUAUUGGAGAGAAUCUGUCACUGUGGACCGAUUCCAUAUUCCGACGCUUGGCGUUAAUAAAUGUGGUAUGAUGGAAGUUAUGUAACGUGGUGUGACAAGCCUGCCCGUUCAGAAGUGCGACUAUGUUCCAGCACACUUUGAAAAGAAUUGCUUUUACUUGUAAUUUUCCUGGUGUUCUAUGAAGUGUACCUGCUCCCUCACACAACCGCCUGUCUCGAUUGGACAAAGAACAAAGUUCGAUUUUUUUUUAGACUUUUAUUCUUUAUUGUUUCUAAAGAAAAAUAUAUUUUUCCCCAAAGACCUUGGAAGGAGGAGCACUGAAAGACCAAGUGAUCUGAGUGAUGAGUCUGGUCCGAUUUCACUUUACUCUUGAAAAGAAACUUGCUAUUGGAACCCAUUCCCUGCUAGAAAUAAUGAAAAAUGAAUGAUCCCUUCCUUUGACUACUGAUGGACUGCAACACUUUCUUUGCACUGUUUACAUCGUAGUGGUCAGUUCUACCGACGGAUCAGAAGGUAAACUGAGGCCAUGGCGCUGAAGGACCGAGUGGAGGCAGUGCUCAACGUGUGCCUGCGCGUUCCCAGCAUCAUGCUGCUGGAUGUCCUGUACCGCUGGGAUGUCAGCUCCUUCUUCCAGAAGAUCCAGCGCUCCAGCCUCUCCAACAACCCGCUGUUCCAGUACAAAUACCUGGCGCUGUACCUGCACUAUGUCGGCUACAUCCUGAGCCUGGUGCUCCUCACUCUGCCCCGUCAGCAUCUAGUUAAACUGUAUCUGUAUGUCCUCACGGCGCUGCUGCUCUUUGCUGGUCACCAGGUCUCCAGGGAUUACGUCCGAAGUGAACUGGAGUCUGGCCACGAAGGACCUGUGUAUCUGGAGCCUCUGUCCAUGCAAAGAUUCACGACGGCUCUCAUAGGUCAGCUGGUGGUGUGCACGCUCUGCUCCUGUGUGAUGCAGACCAAGAGGAUCUGGUUGUUCUCUGCUCACCUCCUCCCUCUGGUGGCCAGACUGUGCCUGGUGCCUCUGGAAACAAUCGUAUUCAUCAAUAGGUUCUCCAUGAUCUUCACUGGCCUGGAGGUCAUUUACUUUUUGGCUUCAAACCUUCUGGUGCCGUACAACCUUGCAAAGACGGCAUACAGAGAGCUGGCUCAGGUGGUUGAAGUGUACGGGCUGCUUGCGUUGGGAAUGUCUCUGUGGAAUCAGCUGGUCCUCCCGGUUCUCUUCAUGUGCUUCUGGCUGCUGCUGUUUGCUCUGCAGAUUUACUCUUAUUUUAGCACCAGAGACCAGCCAACGUCACGGGAAAGGCUUCUCUUCCUCUUCCUCACUAGUAUUGCAGAAUGCUGUAGUACUCCAUAUUCCCUCUUGGGCCUGGUCUUCACCGUCUCCUUCAUCGCCCUGGGAGUCCUCACCCUCUGCAAGUUCUACCUGCAGGGCUACAGAGCCUUUAUGAAUGACAACACCAUGCACCGAGGGAUGACAGAGGGCAUCACCCUACUGAUCCUCGCCGUCCAGACGGGCCUUAUCGAGCUGCAGGUUAUCCACCGGGCGUUCCUGCUCUCCAUAAUCCUCUUUAUUGUUGUCGCCUCCAUACUGCAGUCCAUGUUGGAGAUAGCUGAUCCCAUCGUUCUGGCUCUUGGCGCAUCCAGAGACAAGAGUCUGUGGAAACACUUCCGAGCUGUGUCUCUGUGUCUGUUCCUGCUCAUCUUCCCGGCCUACAUGGCCUAUAUGAUCUGUCAGUUCUUCCACAUGGACUUCUGGCUUCUCAUCAUCAUCUCCUCCUCCAUCCUCACCUCACUGCAGGUCCUGGGAACCCUGCUGAUCUACAUCCUCUUUAUGGUGGAGGAGUUUCGGAAAGCUCCAGUGGAGAACAUGGAUGAAGUCAUCUAUUGUGUCAAUGGCACCUACAGACUGCUGGAGUUCCUGGUGGCCGUGUGCGUGGUUUGCUACGGCGUGUCUGAGACCGUGUUCGGGGAGUGGAGCGUGAUGGGGAGCACCAUCAUCCUGGUCCACUCCUACUAUAACGUCUGGCUGCGGGCACAGCUCGGCUGGCAGAGUUUCCUGCUCAGGAGAGACGCUGUCAACAAGAUCAAGAGUCUCCCGACCGCAACCGACGCACAACUGGAACAGCACAACGACAUCUGUGCCAUUUGCUACCAGGACAUGACCAGCGCUGUGAUCACUCCGUGCAGUCAUUUCUUCCACGCUGGCUGUCUGAAGAAAUGGCUCUACGUCCAGGAGACGUGCCCCUUGUGUCACUCGCAGCUGAAAAGCCAAACACCAGCCAACUCAAACCAAGACGCGCCAGGAGCCAAUCAGAGCGCCCCACUGCAGGAGGACCCAGCUGCCAGCAGGGGGCAGGAAACUGCAGCCCCACCGAAGGCCGGCGAGGAGGAAGGUUUGGGGCAGCAGGAGGGAGAGGAUGGCAGUGAGAGCUCAUCUGACUCUGCUCAGGCUCCAUGUGAUUCACAGAAGGCUGUUUGGGCUUCUUCAUCUUCCUCCCUUGAUCUCUCAUCCGUGUCUUCCCCUGCUUCCUCUCCUGACAAUUCAGAUGCACCAUCGCCUCUGUCCACGUCAUCGUCACAGCUCAGUCCCCGAGCUGUUGUUGAGCCGCACCCAACUUUGCAGAAGGACUUGGCUCCCCAGUAGACGUCUGUAGGUCCUCCCAUCAGAGCCCAUCAUCCAAGGAACGUUGUUUUCAUCCAUGCAGCCACUGAGCCACAUCCUGAUACACAUGCAUGCACUUAGAACCGUCGCAAUCCGAAGUCUCCUGCCAAUGUUCUGCCUCGGGUGGAAGCCAAGAGAAAAAUCUGAAAUCAGUCAAUCAGAAUGAAGAACUAAGCUGCAUGUCAUGUUUGGAGUGUUCCAUUUGGCUCAACACACCUUUGAAACAGUGGCAUUACCGGACCAUUCCAGUCCCAGCAUACCUCCCACGUGCCCUGUACGUCCCGUGUACGUGCCAUGGUGUGUCCCUGAGAAGGUCAGGGGUCGAGGUCGACUAUCAACGACUGACAGUUGUGUAUUAAACAGCGGCACAGUCUUAACAUUUCACCAAUCAUCAUUACCGCGGUUAGCUCGCAUUAGCAGAGACUGUUCCUGGAGGUCAUCAGUUGACCUGAAGCCCGGUGCUAAGAGGUGCGUCCACGGCAUCAUCUCACGUGUCAUGCUUCACUAUCUUAAUCCCACUUGUUUGGCUGGUCCCAGCAAAAGUAGAAACCUAUUCCUCAUCGCCAAACCUUUUUUUAUUUGUGAGGACUGUUGAUCAGGACGUGGUGAAAAGAAGAAGCCUGUAUUUUCUAUCUGCGUCGUCUGAAUGUGGGGUCAAACAGAACUUUGUGUUGGGGUUACGCAGUAGUCCGCACUUUCCUGUCUUCUGUCUGGCCAGCAUCUGAAUCAUCUCAUGGGCCGUCGUCGCUCCAUGAAGGUUCUUACCAGCAAAUCGAGCCGUGCUUUGUGGAGAAACCUUAUUUUUGUAGCCAAAGCAUGCAAGCGUGCACACAGCAGCGACAAAGGGAGAGAAUGAAGUUUGCAUUUAGACGCUUGUUCCCACAUAGCAUCUCCAGGUUUGCUCUUCUUUGUUACAUUUCUGGGGUCGCAUUUGCACUACUGUCAUUUAUACUAGUUACACUCCAAAGCUGUUUUAUCUCAGCAACCAAAUACCCUCUGAUGUGUUUGUGGAGAUGGGAACAGCCGACUGUGCGUCAUGUAGGUAACUGUUUCUGCGUAUAGCAUCUGUAUGAGACCAGAAGAGGGGUGGUCCUUCAAUGGGCUGCUGGGUUCGACCAUAAGCUUCCUGGAUGUUUGAUUGUGACUUUACCUACUGGAUCACUGAGCUUCGAGCUGUGAGACUAGCCAGUGUUGUGAGCUCUUCUUCUUGUCUGUAUGACGCAUCCUCAUGCUGACGUGAUCACUCCGGUGCCCUCUACUGGUAGGAGUGGGAUCAGCCUGGUGCUGAUGGCGAGGAGGAGUCCCCCCUCUUUGGCUUUAAACAGUAUUACCACUAUUAUUAAAGGUUGAAAUACUAUGAAUGACUUUAUUGUGGACAGUUUUGAAGACCGCAGGUUCCGAACAUGAAUACAUGUGAAAUGUAUGAUCAAACUUGCUCUUCAGUGUUUUUUUUAAAGAGAUGGGAUGUAGAAAUUGAUGUAUUUUGCACAUUAGAUCUGAGUCCUGAACCGUUCAUCGUCAUCAUCAUAAGUGUGUCCUUUUCUUCUUUCAACUCUCAAAGCACUUAAAGGCGUCGCUGCUUUCUUUUCUGUGGCGCUUGACCUUCCACCAGGUCAGGAUUGGGAGCAAUGAUUUGGGAAAUGAUUUUGUUGUAUGGUGGAUGACUGCCUCGGUUGUUGUCAGCUAUUGAUUCCACAUAACAGUGGCCUGGUAUUGAUUCUAUAUCUGGACAUGCUUUCGAUAAAUUGGGCAGGAGAGUAGAUGCCUUUCUAAUGAUACUGUCCAAGUGUUGCGAACAAAUGGGUGGAGCCUAGUUUGAAUCCCACAUAAGUGAACGUGUGUUUCUAAAAUAUUGUUGCUGUCCGAUUGAGCUAAACGACAGCAGGGAGUCAACAAUAUUCAGGUAUGGCAUUAAGUAUCUGUGAAGCAGGCUUUGGCUAUCAGUAUAAAUAUUGUUCGUCUGUGAUUUGUUAUCAUUUUAUGAAGGCAGUGAUUUCAACGUUUACCUGAAAGGAGUAUUUAUCGUUCAGCCAGUGAGAAGUGUGUCGUCAUGAUGUCUGUCUUCAAUCUAAAAUGCCAGCAAAGCCGUCAAUCUGGAGACAAAAACAAAUCAUGUUGCCUUAUUUACAGUCGUGACUUGUUCAUGCGAACGAGAGCUGUGACUCUCCAUCUGGUCCUUCUGAAUUGACUCGCUAAUGUUGAACUCCAUAGCUGACACGACUACGGGUAAGCAUUUAUUGACAGAUUUCAAGUGGUCACAUCUUCUUUUGUUGGACAUUUCACUCGACUGAUCUUCCUGCUCAGCCGAACCCUUCAAGUCAAAACAUGUUUUGUUGUCCGCAUCUUGGCUUUUUCUACUGCUGUGUUUUGGACCUGGUCUGUGACAUGUUCCCUGGGGUGCGGCAUUGCCUUGGAUAUUUUACUGAACGAAUGUCAGAAAUAAAAUCAAACCCUUCACCCUG